UGUUUGUGUCUCUGUAUUUGUGCAGUAAAAUGGCAGCAGCCAGAGUUUAUCAGGAUGAGUUCUUGUGUUCAGUGUGUCGGGAUCUCCUGAAGGAUCCAGUGGCCAUUCCUUGUGGACACAGUUACUGUAAGAGCUGUAUUACAGGCUGCUGGGAUCAGGAGGAUCAGAUGAGAGUCUACAGCUGCCCUCAGUGCAGACAGACCUUCAGUCCAAGACCUGCUUUAGCUAGAAACACCAUGCUGGCUGAAGUGAUAGAGAAACUGAAGAAGACCAAACUCUCUGCUGACUGUUACGCUGGAGCUGGAGAUGUGCAGUGUGACGUCUGUACUGGAAGAAAAUAUAAAGCCGUCAAGUCCUGUCUGACGUGUCAGGAAUCUUACUGUCAAACUCAUUUUGACCAUCAUGAGGAAUUUCAUUCACGUAAGCCACACAAAGUGACUGAUGCCACUGGACGACUGCAGGAGAUGAUCUGCCAGAAACAUGAGAAGCUCCUUGAGGUUUUCUGUCGCACUGACCAGAAAUGUAUAUGUGUGCUGUGUACGAUGGAUGAACAUAAAAACCAUGAAACUGUAUCAGCUGCAGCACAGAGGACAGAGAAACAGAAGCAGCUGAAGGAGACGCAGAAGACGUUCCAGCAGAGAAUCCAGCAGAGAGAGAAAGAUCUUCAGCAGCUGAAAGAGACUGUGGAGUCUCAUAAGCGCUCUGCACAGACAGCAGUGGAGGACAGUGAGAGGAUCUUUACUGAGCUCAUCCGCUCCAUUGAGAGAAGCCGCUCUGAGCUGAUACGGCUGAUCAGAGAUCAGGAAAAGCAAGCAGUGAGUCCAGCUGAAGGACGACUGAAGCGACUGGAGCAGGAGAUCAAUGAUCUGAGGAGGAGAGACGCUGAGCUGGAGCCGCUUUCACAUACACAGGAUCACAUCCAGUUCCUGCAGAGUUUCCAGUCUCUCUCAGCUCCUCCUGAACCUACAUACGAUCCCUUAAUUUCUCUCGUCUCUUCUGAUGCUCUGAGAAAAUCUGUCCAUCAGCUGAGAGACAAACUGGAGGAUUUCUGCAAAAAGGAGCUCAAGAAGAUCUCAGACAGAGUCACAUUCACCAACAUUGUUCCCAGAACCAGGAACGACUUCCUACAAUAUUCCCAUCAGCUCACUCUGGAUCUGAACACAGCAUAUAAACGCCUUUUUCUGUCUGAGAACAACAGAGUGAUUACUGUCACUGGCACACAUCAGCUGUAUCCUGAUCAUCCAGACAGAUUUGAUGUGUAUCAGGUGUUGUGUACGGAGAGUGUGUGUGGACGCUGUUACUGGGAGCUGGAGUGCAGUGGAGAUAAUGGUGUGUAUAUAUCAGUGUCAUAUAAGAGCAUCAGCAGGAAGGGAGACGGUGAUGAGUGUCGGUUUGGAUAUAAUGAUCAGUCCUGGAGUUUGUACCGCACUCCCUCCAGAUACUCAUUCAUACACAAUUACAUGCAGACUAGCCUCCCUGUAAAGUCUAUCGUCAGUAGAAUAGGAGUGUUUGUGGAUCACAGUGCAGGCACUCUGUCCUUCUACAGCAUCUCUGACACAAUGAGCCUCAUCCACACAGUCCAGACCACAUUCACUCAGCCGCUCUAUCCUGGGUUUCAUGUUUAUCUUAGUGGAUCGUCAGUGAAACUGUGCUGAGGAAUCAGAAUAGAUUGACGAGAGAUUCUACCCAUAAUGCUUUGAGCUGCAUGAUAAAUCAGUAACAGUCAGAUGUUAUGCGAGUCUCUUCUUUUUUCUUCAUAACAUCAAUACUGCAGCUGAACUUCUGUCAGUAAAAUAACAUAUAAUUUAAUAAUAAUUUAUUCUAUUAUAUAUCGGUGGUUAAAAAGUGUAAAUUACAUGAAAUUUUAAGCUGUUGACAUUGAAUGUGUGAGUUAGUAGGAGGAAUGAGUGUGUUUGUGUACUUCUGUAUUACUUGUGUAAUGAAAUAAUAUGACAAAUCUCUAGUGAGGAUAUUUAACUGGUUCUCACUAGUUAACCCUCUGGGGUCGACAAACGCGUAUACGCGUUUUGAGGCAGAUUUUCCUGAUAAGGCCAAAAUGAGCUUGAAUUACUCUGCCAUUUUUGAUCGUACAGAUAAGAGCAAUACACCAUUCGAAUCUGUAAGGGGUCUACUUUUAUUUGUAUAAUCUCAUAAUAACAACUAAACUUUGUGCUUUUGAAGAAUAAUGAAAACAAACAGGGUGCACUCUCUGUCUUCUCCGUCUCCGCAAACUGUUUUUAGAAACGCGUCACUAAAAUAAUCUGUAACUCAGCAAAUACUUCACACAGAGACAUGAGAGUUAUAUCUAUAGAAAGCUUGAAAUGUCUACUUUGAAGUGAAGCAAGUCUUAUCGAAAACAAACAUUCUGUGAUGGAGUAAUCUGUAUGAAACCACGUUCAGUCUGUCCCGUCUGACUCAUUAUCUCUAAUGAGAUCCCGCCCCCGCGCAGCUCGUCCGCUCAUAUGUAAAUAGCCGCGUGGGACGUGCACACGUGCAAACGCCCAACACAAACAAAGAAGAGAUCCUCAUCGUGGCUACUGUUACUGUUCGCGCUGAGUAAAGGCAGGAUUUCCCUCGAAAGAAGAACACGAUUUCAUCCAGUACAGGAGAUCAAUCUGAUGAGUAAGUAAUAUUUCUUUUUUGCAUUAGUUAACGUUUUAUUGUGACAUAAACUUGAACAGAUUUACUAACAGUUAGCUGGGUUUUCCCCCAAACGACAACAUGAUGAAUGCUACGCCUCUAAGAAUGUUUAGACCAUGUUUAUUAUUAAUACUCUGUUCACAAAUAGAUUUUAAUAGCGUGCUAAACAAUAAUAAUUUGUUUCUCAGAUAUAAAAUAUCAUUUUUUAUAGUACAAAGUACAUCCUUUUAUUGUAUAAAGCAUGCUUGAGUCUGUGGCUACAGAAUCAUAUCAUAGGCUACUAUAAAAUCAUACAUACUAGACUAUAUGACUACAAAAUCAUAGUUGGGUUUUUCCCAAACUAUAAUUCCUGACUACAAUGUUUGAAAUCGUGUAAAACAUUUUUAAUAUGAGGGGCAAUUCACUGUAUUUAAAUUUCUUACGGCGCGAUGAUGUUUUCAUGCUCUAUAUAAAACAAUAAAAGUAAUAUAAGUGUACACUGUAACAUGAUGAAUGCUACGAGUCUA
Messenger RNA from Onychostoma macrolepis, 3146 nucleotides. Its product is annotated as tripartite motif-containing protein 16-like. The transcript is spliced from 6 exons. The record is from RefSeq and is a predicted model, not a curated record. Gene Ontology annotation, molecular function: zinc ion binding; protein binding. Bases 30 to 1655 code for a protein of 541 amino acids. NCBI's taxonomy places the organism in Eukaryota, Metazoa, Chordata, Actinopteri, Cypriniformes, Cyprinidae.